Protopterus annectens (West African lungfish) is the source of this 1871-nucleotide messenger RNA. RefSeq lists its product as uncharacterized. NCBI's taxonomy places the organism in Eukaryota, Metazoa, Chordata, Ceratodontiformes, Protopteridae. Bases 711 to 1742 code for a protein of 343 amino acids. The record is from RefSeq and is a predicted model, not a curated record. The transcript has 3 exons.
UUUUUACUGUCUGCACCUUUCACAUUUUGUUUCGCAUUAUUAGGACUGGUGUUCCUCAUGUUGGACAUGCUUGCAGUUGUCGUAACUUGUCAGUGUCACAGAAGUACGAAGGUACAGACGAUGCCAAAAAUAGGAGGAAGAAGUAGACAACCGGAAUGUCGAAAAGGCAUGGCAGAUUUCUUUUGGGCUGACGUGUUGCCAUAGCUCUGAACCUUCCAUGUCCACAAUGAGGAACACUAUCCCUCAUAAUGUGGAACAAAUGGUCAAAAUGUGAAACUAAGCAAUGGGAAAGGUGCACGCAACAAAGAAAAAGCGGUAGGCUCAGCCAGGCUGUGGUAUGGGCGGGGCCCGUGUGUUUGGGACGGGAUUUGCUAUUGCGCAGCUGCUGGGUUAAGUAACGCACUUCAAUUUCGACCCUCUUACUACCGAAUGCUAAGACGACAUACAAAUAAAAAACGAAAAAGGUUCUCCUGUGCUGUGGUAGCGCCAACAGAACCCAUUCGUCAAUAUUCAUUUCGGAGACGGGCAUUAAUGUUUAGCAGAUUCAACAGAAUUUGCUACUGCCAGGCAGGCACUUAAUAGAUGGCGGAAAUUGUAAUCACAACUUAGAACUUGGUAAAGUGGCUGUUACCGGGAACUUACUGAACGAGGUAGAAGUUACAGCAGAAGUCCCCCAAGGUACCUACAUUGCGUGGUCUUAGGUGGACGGGAUGGGAAGUGAGGCCACAAUACCGGAAUUGUCUGUCGCUACUGGUUCCUCCAUCGGUAGAAUGGCCUCCCCACCUUCUUUGAUGCAGGGCGAGUCUGACGUAACAGAUGUGUGUAAGGCGGUCACAGAGUUAAAGAAGAAAAGUACACCGACAGCACCUUUGGAUGUUACCGGGGACUUAAUGGACGAGGUAUCGUCAAGUUACAGCAGCAGCCCCCCCGAAAGUACUGACACUGCGUGCUCUGAGGGGUACUGGACGGGAAGUGAGGACUCAAUGUCGGUACGGUCCGUCUCAAGUGCUUGCUCCAUCGGUAGUAUGAAUCCCCCACCUUACAUGGUGCCCGAUAACCCACCGGUUGUGUGUACCGAGGCAAGCGACUUACAGAAAAGCGGACCUUCAGCAGCAGCUUGUUCUCCCGGUAGCGCAGACCUGGCCCUCUGUAGGGCACCUGAUAGCGAACCUGGUGCUGGACCGGAAUCGAGCUCCUCAGUACAGUGUCAUCACAGACAGAUAACGAUUACUCAGAACAGAAUGGUGCUGGACAAGUUCAGAAAAGAGUUUCACAAAGCUCUCCAGCAAGAGGAGAAGAACUCAGAUAAUUUUGUCAAAACCUUGAAGACGACACCUAAAGAGAUGAAGGCAAAACUGGAACGGUGUGUUGAAGAGCUUCUAGCUUCAUGUAAAAAUGAGCUUGAAGGAGAAGAAGAGAAGAAGCAGGAACACCUUAUGUUACUGGCAGGUCAGAUUCAGGAAGAUUUGGAGAACUAUACCUCUGGAUAUGCAAAGAAGUUCAAGACCAGCGCCACCAAAGCUGGAGCUGCUGCAGGCGCAGCGGGGAUUGGCCUUCUUGGAGGUGUGGUAUGUGCUGGUGUAGUUCUUGCUACUGAAGCACUUCUUAUUGCUGGCAGCAAGUUAGCCACAGUAGCAGUCGGGGCACUGGCUGGGACAGGCACUUUUGCACUGGUAGGAGGGGGAGUUGGGGCCAAACUAGGAAGUACAUUUGGGAAAAAGAAGAAGAAAAUCUGCAGAUGACCACUGAGGGAACAGAAACAGAGGAAGAGGGUUUUGUAGACCUUGCCCAGGAUGUUGAACAAGUGACUUUUCUGAAAAUACCAUCUGAUAAGAAAAAUAAAUAAAAAUAUUCUUUCUGUUUGCCCUACA